AUGCGUAAUCAAUCUAUUCUUUCCUUCGCGCUGGUCGCAUUUGCCUCUACCUCCCUUGCUACUUCAUCUGUGGUUGAGAGAGGCAUGCCAAUCGAGGACCUUCAUGCUGCAAUUGUUUCCGCUGGUGCAGAAUUCGACCAGCUAACAGCGCGUGGCCAAGCUGAAUUUGCCUCCCUCGCUGCCUCUGCAGUUGAAAGAGAUGUAGAAGAGCGAGCAAACGAUGCCGCCUCACUACUUGCCCUCCUACCAGCAGGCCAUGGUUCCUCGAAACGUGAGCCAGAAGAGGAAUCCAAAAGAGCCGACAGUGCCGCUGGCCUUCUUGCUCUCCUUCCAGCAGGACAUGGCUCUGACAAGAGAGCCGAUAGUGCAGCUGGUCUUCUUGCUCUCCUUCCAGCAGGACAUGGCUCUGACAAGAGGGCUGAUAGUGCAGCAGGCCUUCUCGCUCUUCUUCCAGCUGGCCAUGAAAAGCGUGAACCAUCUGAAGAGGAGGUUAAGAGGGCUGAGAACGCCGCUAGUCUUUUAGCUCUUCUCCCAGCAGGCCAUGGCGCUGACAAGAGAGCCGAAACUGCCGCUGGCCUUCUUGCUCUCCUUCCAGCAGGUCAUGGCUCUGAUAAGAGAGAUAACGCAGCUUCUCUCCUCGCAUUGCUUCCUGCUGGUCAUGGUUCCGACAAACGCGAGCCAUCCGAAGAGGAGGUCAAGAGGGCUGAGAGCGCCGCUGGCCUUCUUGCUCUUCUCCCAGCAGGACAUGGUUCUGGUUAG
This is a messenger RNA of Botrytis byssoidea, 759 nucleotides long. RefSeq lists its product as uncharacterized. Lineage: Eukaryota; Fungi; Ascomycota; Leotiomycetes; Helotiales; Sclerotiniaceae. The record is from RefSeq and is a predicted model, not a curated record. The transcript has a single exon. The coding region runs from base 1 to 759 and encodes 252 amino acids.